Molecule: messenger RNA, 4777 nt
Organism: Notothenia coriiceps (black rockcod)
Lineage: Eukaryota; Metazoa; Chordata; Actinopteri; Perciformes; Nototheniidae
Exons: 13
Coding region: 383-2650 (755 amino acids)
Biological process (GO): proteolysis; protein desumoylation
Cellular component (GO): nucleus
Molecular function (GO): deSUMOylase activity
Source: RefSeq, a predicted model, not a curated record
GUGACGCAAUCAAGAAGCGACGACUGCUUGAAUUGUUGUUUCUUCAAAUCGUGGUCAGACCAACUCAAUUUAUAUCAUAGACAAGUUUCCUUACUUUUCUAAUAAGAAGACCAUGGUGUUAGGAUUCCAAACAGAGUCCACCUCUCACGGAGGAACAGGUUAAUAUCUUUCAUGUUCGAGUCAAUGACCACUAUGGUGGAAAAGGCUUGAGGGCAACUUUAUUCCUACACACCAAAAGUACUUGAAGGAAAACAACCUGGAGAAAAAUCAAGGAAGGAACAAACCACAACAUCUAAAGUUUAGAGGACCACUGGGAAAGGAGAGGACAGGAGUGCGGAGAGGUUGAGUUGGGGAUGGGGUUGAAGAGCCAAAGGAGGACGUCAUGGUUCACAGCGGCUCUGCAUCCCCAAUGACAACAUCAUCCACUCAUUUAACUGUUCCUGCUUCAGCACCUUCUCUGCAAGGAGCUCCACCUCUGGUGCCUCCACCUGGAGAUAUUACCCAUCAAGACCUAACCCAGACUCCUUCCAAACCCCUCCACACAGACCUUUCUUCAAACUCAGAAUCAACACAACCCUCGACUCCAAUUUCUGCUGAUACCAAGCCCCAUGUUGUAAUCAAAGCAGAAGCACUUACUACCUUUUCAAGCCCAGCGUCAGCCUGGUCCGCUCAACAGACACCUACCGCCUCUCAGGGCUCAGUUAAUGGCCGUACGUCCGGCAGGAAGAGGACCCCUAAAGCCUGUGACUGCUGUGGCCCCAACAGUGCAGGACACAAUGCCCAUACUUCGGGCAGAGGAAGGGGGAGAGGGAGAGGAAGGGGGCUUAGUAGGGACCUCGGGGACACCCCAAAAAGGAAAGUGGAUGGCCAGCUAACAAGGAUAAAGUGUUUUGAUUUGGCCAAGGAGGCAGUUAAGGAAGCAGAGUGUGACCAUGAUCGAUAUGAGAAGGUGCAAAGGACUGUAGUCGUUGCUGAUACUGAGUCAGAAGCUCCUGGUGCUCCACCCGUCACAGUCUCCCUGCAGGAGGAACCAAUAAAGCACUAUGUUGCUCCAGAGAAAAAAAAUAGGCAGAUUAAGGGGGAUGUGUUGAUAGAAGGGUUAGGUGGGAAAGUAGGCAGUUGUAGCAGGGAUGUUGCAAUGCUAGGAAUGGCAGGCAGGGGAUUCCCAUUAGUCAGAGGGAGAGGGGCGAGGGGAAGGGCGAUAGCUACGUCUGCAUCAAAAAUGAAAGUAGAUGGUGAAAGAAAGUUGUCGGGUUUAAGUGGUGUUGUCAUUCAUUCAAAAAGCCAUGCAAUAUCUCCAGUCGUUUCAAUGCAGAAGCAGGGUCAAAACAAUGAUUCAGAGAUUGUACAUGAAGAGCAAACUUGCCCCAGCUCAGUUAAUCCUCCCAUUGCAAAUGGAGACACUGUAAACCUGAGUGACACUGAGGAGGAGACGAAAGAGGGUAACGUGAUGACGAAUGUAACGAAAAAUGGACUAGUAUCCACCUCACUGCUGUCCAGUCCAGGUUCAAUGUCAGGGUCUCCCAAGGACCUGGACUCUGAGAUGCAGGUGGACAAGACACCUGACAGAACUGUACCAGUAACUCAGUCCAAUGGAAAAGACGCUUCACCAACAGUGAACAACUGCUCCACACUCAUGGAGGUGGAUGCUUCUCACCCAGCUCCGGUUGCUCCUUCGUUCCAGGGACCAAUCACAGUGUGCAGCAUGCAGCACAGCUGGGCAUUAAGAGACCACCGGCUGUACUGUAACUCUGAAACCUGGGACAGGGGGGGGCUGGAGGAGGAGGUGUGGGGCAAAGAAACCUCAGAAGGAACCAAUGGACAAGUGAUAGAUGGAGAGAGGAAGAAUAAAGAAAGCCUGGAGCAGCUUACGGAUAUGAUCCACGAGUUUCUGGAGAGCUUUUACAUGAAGUAUGGAAGUUUUAAUCCUCUAAGUGAGAAUGAUGUCCUGGAACACCUGAAGAAGAAAGGCAACACUCACCUCAGCAACCGCGGCCUGGACAUCAAAAGGGAGAUGACUCGGUACAGGGCGGGGCUGGCCUCUGCUCCUAUCGCAGGCUUCAUGUUGUCGUAUAACAAACACACCCUGGGCUUGGAGGACCUCAGCACACUGGAGGAACAAAACUGGCUCAAUGACCAGAUCAUCAACAUGUAUGGAGAACUCAUCAUGGAGGCAACACAACACAAGGUUCAUUUUUUCAACAGCUUUUUCCACAAGCAGCUUGUUGCCAAGGGUUACGAGGGUGUGAAGAGAUGGACUAAAAAAGUUGACCUGUUCUCCAAGUGGCUGCUGCUCUUCCCCAUCCAUUUAGAAAUCCACUGGUCUCUCAUUACGGUCACCAUGGCAACCAAAACCAUCAGCUACUACGACAGCCAAGGCAUCGUCUUCAGACACACCACAGAUAACAUAAUGAAGUACCUUCAGUCUGAAGCCAGAGAGAAGCAGCAGACAGCUUUCCAGAAAGGCUGGAAGAUUACCAUCAUCAAGGGCAUUCCUCAGCAGAGAAACGACAGCGACUGUGGAGUCUUCGUCCUCGAGUACUGCCGCUGUCUCUCGGUGAGGCAGCCUCUGCUCUUCAGUCAGGAGGACAUGCCGCGCAUACGCAAGAGAAUCCACAAGGAGCUGUGUGACUGUCGCCUUAACGAUUGAUCGAGUGAUAGAUAGUCUCCUUCACUCACUGGCUGCUCGCCUGGUCACAUGGGACAGUCUGUCCAAGUUUGUCUUUGACAGCCUGUUACAUAACCGCUAACACAACCGACCUUCUGUACUCCAGGGAGCCCUGACUGACAGCUGACGGCUGCUCAUUGGGACUCAAAGAGUUAAAAAACAUUCUGUAGCUAAGCAGAUUUUGACUUGCAAAGAACUACUGACGUGGCCCCCUACUGACCACCAGACAUGCUGGACCUGUGCCCAUCAGGUUGUUUUUAUGUUUGACAUUUUCCUUUCCUAGUUCCUUUGGCAGUGGAUUCCAACCGAAUGCACCUAGCAGAGGACUGACUGAAGACAGAGGCGUUGGACCAGCCCGGACCAACGGGGGCUUCCAUCCCUAAUGGAGUGGCCUUUUCUCUCAGAUGACCCUUUUAACCUGACUGAAAUGUUUAACUGUUUCAUGCUGGACUUUAUGGCAGUACCAUACUUACAGUUAUGUUUUUUUUUUAACAUGUUGAAUUAAGUUAGGAUGUUUUGAUUCAGUGGACCAACCGUUCACUAAAAACUUGAAGGUUUAAGUUGGUUUCGUUACAGAUAUUUGCACGGUUAGAGGCCUAUCCAUUGAAGACUAUAACACCAACUGAAUGUAAUGAUCCUGUAUUCUUCCUGGUUGCCUCAAAGGGUGGAGCUCCAUACAGGCUAAAAGCACAUGUUGGCUUGAUACAGGGAUAUCAUUUUGCAAGGUUGUUUUCAGGUUUUUGACACCGUACUAGUAAUAAUUUCUUAUUAAAUUCCAGUUUUUCCACAACAUUAUUUCUUGCUUUUUCGUUUUGCUGUGAUCACAGUUUUGCUCAAGCUUUUCCCUGUUCCCUGAAAGUUUUUUGUUGAAAGCAUCGGUUUUACUUUUUAAAUCCACCAGUUGUAGUUAAAAACAGUUACUCAUGCUGGUUAGAAGAGCUGUACUGCUAGCUGCUGAUGUUGACUUUAUAUUGCUGAGGCCUCCUGCUUCACAUGGACACAUUAACAGGUUAAGUCUGUGUGAGUGGCCUCUUAACAGAGAAACAAGUGGACCUCAGUUAUUUUAAAUGUAAUCUUCUGUUCUUUUAUUACAUUUAUUCCAGCGGCAUAGUAAAAAAUACGAAACCAAUUGUUCAAAUUGUUCUAAAAGCACCAAAAUUGGCACACAUGUAGAUUAAUAUAUUCUGAACAUUUUUGGAUAUGGAGGCAUUCCAGAUUAGCCCUGUGGAAGAUAUUUUUCAAAAUGGUCGCCAUUUACCAUUAGCGUCAUUACAUAGACUUCAUUAUGUGUCGUUAGUAUGGUGCUAGAUGGGCCAAAAUUCAUUUUUUUUACAUCAGAAUUAACAUCAAUAAGUGUUUAACAGAUAUUUAGAUGAAUCUUCUCAAAAAUGGCCCCCAAACUGGCCGCCAUUUUGUGGAAAAAGUGGAAAUUUGAUGAAGAUUUCAAUAUUCGAUGACAUAAUACCUCUAAUAACCAGUACCUGAUUUCAGGAACACACUUUAAUUGCUCAAGUUGCUUUUUUAGUUCAAAUUGCUGGCAAAAUUGCAAUGGAAUGGUAGUCAAAAUAAUACACAGAGUACGGGGAGUUUACAGUAUGGUCAGAUUGUAGUUAUAUAGUCGACCAAAAGCCCAGUCUCUAGGCACAGUACUUACAGUUAUACAUUUAUGGAUAGAUCUAAUAUAAAUGAACAAAUCUAAGUGGAUUCAAGAAGAGGACACAAUAAACAGUUGCCAAUACAAUAACUUUCAGUAUUGUGUAAUCCUGCAGUACAUACAUGUGAUACAAUAACGUAGCUUUUGCCACACUAUAACUAGUAGCGUCCAUCCUGUUAAUUAUGAAUCUGAGCUUUUCAAAUCUGGUCACCAGGAUUAUGAAUGUCUACAGAUCAUAAUGUUAGCUAGCAAGUUAUCUGUCCUAAUCUACUGGCAUUCGCCUUCACAGAAACACAGACCAGUGCAUUGCAGUGAAGCCUUCUUGCACUUGCAGCGGUUUCUGCAGCCUUUCUUGCAUCCGCAAGACACCAGCUCAUAGCAGGUCUUGGAUGCCUCAGGGAGUGUAGUCCAGAGUGGUGUGUAGGGCCCAUCAUCACUCCGAUGCCAGUCCCAGU